UGCUGCUGGUGCCCCUUGCUCCUGAACCACAGCCCUGCCCUCCAGCCCUGCCCCUCACUCCCACCCCACAGCUGCUGCCCUGCCAGUGCCCCCCAGCCCUGCUGGUGCCCCUUAUUCCCGCGCCCACUGUCCCCCAGGAUCGGGCUGGCGGUCGCCCGGCGCCUGGCACAGGACGGGGCCCACGUGGUGCUGAGCAGCCGGAAGCAGGGGAACGUGGAUCGGGCCGUGGCCGAGCUCCGGGCCCAGGACCUGAGCGUCUCCGGCACCGUGUGUCACGUGGGCAGCGCGGAGGAUCGGGAGCGGCUGGGGGGCCCGGGUCUCUCCUUGGUUCUGGGAGGGCAGCGGGGCCUAGGCCUCACCAAAGCCCUGGCCCCCGAGCUCUGCCCCUGCAACAUUCGCAUCAACUGCCUGGCCCCCGGCAUCAUCCAGACCAAGUUCAGCGCCGCUCUGUGGAAGGACGAGGCGGUGAAGGAGAAAAUGAUGGCGAACCUAAGAGUGCAAAGGUACCAGCAGCCCCCGUCCCCCCAUCUCCCCGUCCCGCCUCCCCGCCCCCGCUGA
Molecule: messenger RNA, 558 nt
Organism: Pelodiscus sinensis (Chinese soft-shelled turtle)
Lineage: Eukaryota; Metazoa; Chordata; Testudines; Trionychidae
Source: RefSeq, a predicted model, not a curated record